AUGUCAACAAAACCAGAAAUAGCCUGUGCCAUCAUUGAAGGCAUAUCAUCCGUGAGAGAAGUUGAAGGACUCCAGGAUUUCGUUGUUGAAGUUGAAGGCAAAGAAUUUAAAUGUCAUCGUCUGAUACUCAGCGCGUGUUCUGGAUUUUUCCGUGGUCUUCUCAGGUCUGGGAUGAAAGAAUCGCAGAAAAAAAGAAAAAAGCUUCAGGGUGUAUCCAAGGAAACGUUCGCUGCCAUUUUAGAAACUCUCUACACCGGGAGGGACAAUCUGACACGUGACAACAUGUUAAAGGUUUUGCUGGCUGCAGAUAAACUUCAAAUAACAUUUGUGUUAAAUAAUUGUGUAAAUUUUAUAUCGAAAAAUAUUUACAGUGUCAAUGUUAUUUUCGUUCUGAAAAAAAGCUUAUCAACUACUGAACAAAAAUAUCAUAGAAAUGUGCGAAUCAUUUAUUAGAAACCACAUAUCUGUGGAGAAUUGGGAAACGUUUCAUUCGAUUGCAAAUGAAAUUGGAUCAGUUGUGACACUGUCAAAUGUUCGAGAUUUUAUUAAAAGAAAUUAUGAACAAGUCAUGAGGUCCAAGACUUUUCUGUGUCUUACUGAACACGAUUUACUUGACAUUAUAAAAAGUCAAGAUCUGGUUGUAUCUUCUGAAGACAUUGUCAUUGAGUCAAUUCUAUAUUGGAUCAACAAAGAAUAUGAAGUUAGA
Lymnaea stagnalis (great pond snail) is the source of this 706-nucleotide messenger RNA. The record is from the annotation of a GenBank genome assembly. NCBI's taxonomy places the organism in Eukaryota, Metazoa, Mollusca, Gastropoda, Lymnaeidae.